AUGCAUACCGAAUUUUAUAGAGAGCGCGCGCAGCCUGGUAUGCUCAUAAUUGGCUCAGAUUCCCAUACGUGCUCCUCUGGUGCGGUUGGUUGCCUUGCCAUUGGUCUUGGAGCGGCAGAUGUUACAAUGGGCCUCAUUACCGGAGAAACAUGGUUCAAGGUACCUGAAGUGGUAAAGAUUGAGUUCAUUGGCGAGCCGGGUCGUGGCAUUGGCGGCAAAGAUGUCAUCCUUUAUGUGCUACAGCAACUCAAGAGAAACACAGUUGCAUCGGAUCGUAUCGUCGAGUAUACGGGAGCCGGCCUCAAUUAUUUAUCUCCAGAUGCGCGAUUUGCCAUUGCUAACAUGACAACUGAACUCGGAGGUAUUACAGGAAUUUUCACUCCUGAUCAUGUCACCAAAGGAUUCAUCGAUGGUAGAAAACUGGCGCGACAUAAGAAUGCAUCGCACUACUUUCGCCCAGAUGAGGGCGCGGUAUAUGCUGAAUCACAUAUCAUCGAUCUAUCCAAGGUUGAGCCAUUCGUGGCCAAGUAUCCAAACCCUGACGACGUCGUUCCAGUUACUAAUGUUCUGGGCAUGGAUCUUGAUGGAUGUUUUAUUGGAGCUUGCACCACGGCGGAAGAAGACAUUAUUCUUGGCGCAUUGGUCUUGGAACAAGGGCUGCAGAUGGGCCUCUCACCGCGAAAAGAUGGCAAAAAGCGAAAAGUGGUUCCCGGGUCCCUUCCUAUUCUCGACAGGUUGCAAAAACUGGGACUUGCGCAGAUAUACGAAGACGCUGGCUUCGAAAUUGGCGUUCCCGGAUGCAGCUACUGCGUGGGUAUAUCGGCGGACCGGGCUUUAGAGGGCGAGGUGUGGCUAUCGUCUCAAAAUAGGAAUUUUGAGAACCGUAUGGGUCAAGGCUCAAUUGGAAACCUCGCUUCUGCUGCUACGGUAGCGGCAUCCUCGUUUUCAAUGGCAGUGACAAAUCCGCAGCAUUUCAUUGAUCAAAUCCCAGCAAAAAAAUGGGAACUUAUGACUGGCCGUGGAUCAUUGAAAGGAGUAUCGUCAGGACAAGAACCAAAUUGGGUCGAACCAGCAAGUCCAGGAGAAGCAACCACGGGCGAGAGUGAAUUGGGUGUCAACCAAUGGGCUAUAUCCACAUCACAAGGUAACGAAGCAAUUAACACCAGCGAGAAGGUCAAAGAUGAGAGAGAACAAAGAGAUGAAAAUGAGAACAAGAUAAUCCACGGGAAAAUCCAGAGACUUGGGGAAUUUGUCGACACAGAUGCUCUGGCACCCGCCCAAUUUCUCAUCUCAUCUCGAACGAACGAAGAAAUGGGAGCUCAUUGUCUUGAAUUUACGAAUCCUACCUUCCGCUCACGAGCCAAAGAAGGCUUCAACGUGGUAGUAGCGGGCAAAGCAUUUGGCUGCGGCUCUUCGAGAGAACAGGCCGUAUCUGCACUACUUGGAUGCGGCAUCAAAUGUGUUAUAGCAGAGUCAUUUGCUUUUAUUUACGGUCGCAACCAGCCCAGCCUUGGUCUUCUGGGCUUCACCAUGGACGAUCCGGCUUUUUACCAAGCUGCUCUGGAUGGCGAAGAGAUAAGCAUAAACUUGGAGACUAACAGCCUCACUGUCGGAGAUGGAGAAUUUUCUUUUAGUUUAUCUGCAAUGGAGAGGGAACUGGUGGAAGCAGGGGGCAUCACGCCAGCGUUCAAGAAGUUUGGCAAAGAGCUCUUUGACAUGAUCUGCGGCAACACCAAAGAUGCCAGGAGAGUAGUAGAGGUCAGUGGUCAAGCGGUUGGGAUGCAAUGGUGA
This is a messenger RNA of Trichoderma gamsii, 1791 nucleotides long. RefSeq names its product aconitase family protein. The record is from RefSeq and is a predicted model, not a curated record. Gene Ontology annotation, molecular function: hydro-lyase activity. Bases 1 to 1791 code for a protein of 596 amino acids. The transcript has 5 exons. NCBI's taxonomy places the organism in Eukaryota, Fungi, Ascomycota, Sordariomycetes, Hypocreales, Hypocreaceae.